UGUUGGCAACGCAAGUAGCUACGCCAUUUUUCUCGACAAGCCGACUCUUCCAUAAUUUACCGGUUUUCAAAAAGUGGUUUGGAUGCUGUGUUUUAGUGCCCUUUUUUCCGAAAAGUAUCUUCAGUACGGCAGUAUUUACAUAUAACAGCUUGUAUAAACUAUGGCUGAUAAUGAAGAUUUGGGAUUAGGUCCAGAGGAUCAUUUAGAAUCUUUAGAUGAAACAAAUGGGAUGCACGACGACGCUCUUUUAAACGACACUGAUUUGGACGGUGCCGGGGGCGACGACCCCGAACUCGAAGCCAUCAAAGCUCGGGUCCGUGAGAUGGAAGAAGAAGCCGAAAAGUUGAAACAGCUCCAGAGUGAAGUUGAUAAACAAAUGAAUAUGGGUAGUCCUCCUGGACUAACUAGCCCUUUGAAUAUGUCACUUGAGGAGAAGAUGGAGGUAGAUAAUCGCAGUAUUUAUGUUGGCAAUGUCGACUAUGGCGCAACAGCUGAAGAACUGGAACAACACUUCCAUGGCUGUGGAUCAAUAAACCGGGUCACCAUCCUCUGUAAUAAAUAUGACGGACAUCCAAAGGGGUUUGCCUACAUUGAAUUUGGAGAUAGGGAUUCCGUGCAGACGGCGAUGGCAAUGGACGAGUCGUUAUUUAGAGGAAGACCAAUAAAAGUCAUGCCUAAAAGGACAAACAGACCGGGCCUUUCCACUACAAACCGGCCGCCAAGGGGCAGAGGGGCGUUCCGCGGGGCACGAGGAGUCGGACGGGGAUUUUACGCUGGCUAUAGGCCCAUGCGUAGACCCAGGAGUUACAGACGAGGUGGAUAUUUUUCACCAUACUGACGGGCCUGGUAAAUAUAAGGAACAUCAUUAUUACAUUUUUGUUUAAGUAACACCUCUCAUAAUUCUAUCACACUGAUAUUUUGGAUAAAGAAAAAAAAGUUAUAAAAGAAACAAGAAAAAAGUGAAGUUAAAAAACUGUAAAUUAAAAACAUUUUCCCCUCGUAAAAAUUAGAUUCUAGGCUAACAUGUAUGAAUUUGUGCGAGUGUUUGCGUGGGUGUGUGGAAAUUCAUUUUUCUUCAUAGUCAGAAGAAAGUAAAGAAAAAAAUAACUAUGAGUUUCUUUUGUUUAUUGAGUGAGAAAUUGAUAGUUGUAAUGGUAUUGACAAUAGUUUUGUUGCGGUCUGAACAAUUUUCGUUUUUUUUUUAUAAUCUUUAAUGUUGCAACAUUACAGGUACCUUCAGCCUGUUUUUUCAGGAGUUCCAUUUUUUUAAAAGUUAGAUUAGAAAAUAACAAAAAUGUAAAAAAAUUCAUGUACAUGUAAAGAUGAAUAAUAAAUUGGUGAAAUAUAACAAAAGA
Molecule: messenger RNA, 1355 nt
Organism: Tribolium madens (black flour beetle)
Lineage: Eukaryota; Metazoa; Arthropoda; Insecta; Coleoptera; Tenebrionidae
Gene: Pabp2
Product: polyadenylate-binding protein 2
Exons: 5
Coding region: 161-838 (225 amino acids)
Molecular function (GO): RNA binding
Source: RefSeq, a predicted model, not a curated record